Molecule: messenger RNA, 1241 nt
Organism: Drosophila suzukii
Lineage: Eukaryota; Metazoa; Arthropoda; Insecta; Diptera; Drosophilidae
Product: mitochondrial ribosome-associated GTPase 2
Cellular component (GO): mitochondrion
Molecular function (GO): GTPase activity; GTP binding; magnesium ion binding
Source: RefSeq, a predicted model, not a curated record
GACUACGCCCAUGAUCACUAGCGAUUUAAAAAUGUUGUUUUCUACCGGCAGAUAUUUUCUGGCGCGGAUUUCCUUGGAUUUAUCCAAAAAUGUUAAGCCAUGUGGACUCAUAGCCAACUACUGCCAGGUGGCCACUGCCCUGCGUCCAAAGAAGGCGAAAUCUACCCGAAAGGAGGCGCAGUACUUCUCCGAUGCCAAGAGAAUCCGUGCUAUCGGCGGGAAAGGCGGCGAUGGUUGCGUGUCCUUCCUGCAGCUAUGGUGCAAUGAGCGAGCCGGUCCAGAUGGCGGAGACGGUGGCCACGGCGGCCAUGUGGUCUUCCAGGCAUCCAAUGAUGUACGCAACUUCAACCACGUGGGGAGUGUCCUGAAGGCGGAGGAAGGAGAAAGGGGGAGCUCCAAGGACUGCCAUGGCAAGAACGCCAAGCACUCGGUGAUCAAGGUGCCCAUCGGCACCGUCAUCAGGAAUGCCCAGGGUCUCAUUGUCGGUGAUCUGGGGCAAGCGGACCUCAUGUUUGUGGCCGCUCGAGGCGGAGCCGGCGGUAAGGGCAACCGCUUCUUCACCACGGACAAGGAGACAAGCCCCAAAGUGUGCGAGUACGGUCCCAGUGGCGAGGAUCUUUCGUACACCCUGGAACUGCGCAGCAUGGCGGAUGUGGGCCUGAUUGGCUAUCCCAAUGCGGGCAAAAGCACCUUGCUGAAUGCCCUGACUCGGGCCAAGCCGAAAGUAGCUCCAUAUGCCUUCACCACGCUGCGUCCUCACUUGGGCACCGUGCAGUACGAUGACCACGUCCAGCUCACCAUUGCCGACCUGCCUGGACUCGUGCCCGAUGCCCAUCUCAACAAGGGCUUGGGCAUACAGUUCCUGAAGCACGCCGAACGCUGCACGCUACUGCUGUUUGUUCUGGACGCCAGUGCGCCGGAGCCUUGGACACACUACGAGCAGCUCAUGCACGAGCUGCGCCAGUUUGGAGGACGCCUGGCGAGUCGCCCGCAAUUGGUGGUGGCCAACAAACUGGACGUGGAGGAGGGCCAAGGAAACUUUGAGGAGCUGCAGCGAAGACUGCAGAAUCCCGUGCUUGGCAUCAGUGCCAAGAUGGGUCACAAUCUGGGACAACUACUGAACAGCAUACGCAAGGGAUACGACCGCCACAAAGACCUGGCCAAGGACUCCAGUUAAAGGCUACUGUUUAAGUUGUUUUCGGAUUGUUAUUUAUAAAUUAAACUUUAACCUUAUGAGCUAA